This is a messenger RNA of Rhodamnia argentea, 1856 nucleotides long. Its product is annotated as glycosyltransferase BC10-like. The transcript is spliced from 11 exons. NCBI's taxonomy places the organism in Eukaryota, Viridiplantae, Streptophyta, Magnoliopsida, Myrtales, Myrtaceae. Gene Ontology annotation, molecular function: glycosyltransferase activity. Gene Ontology annotation, cellular component: membrane. The record is from RefSeq and is a predicted model, not a curated record. Bases 280 to 1440 code for a protein of 386 amino acids.
GAAACCGAAACGGGGCGUCGUUUCAGGCCGCAUCGUUUUCUUCUGAAACGUUCUCUUCACGUCACUUUUCGCGUCCUGGAAGAAGACGACGACGAACGACCCCCACCACCACCACAACCAAAGCUUCGAGCUCUGCCUCGAGUUUCCCUUCGAAGCUCCCACUCUUCUCUCUCUCUCUCUCUCUCUCCGCUUUUCUCUGCGUGCGAGCUUCAAAUGCUCCAAUUCGUGCAAAUGCUUUCCUUGCUUCUCCUGCUCUCUCCAAUCAAAUGAAGGAAGACGAUGAAGAAGUCCACGCAAGCCCCGACCCUGCACGUGCUCUGGUCCGGCUGGAAGCUGGUCAUCCUCCUCUCAAUCUCUCUCUGCCUCUUCGCCCUCCUCAGGCUCCACUACCAGCCUAUGUUUCCCUCCUCCUCCUCCUCGUCUCCGUAUCUCGAGAUUUAUCGCGCGCGAUCGCGUUACCUCCGCCACGCCGGCUUCGUCGGCAAUCCCAAGCUCGCUUUCCUUUAUCUCGCUCGCCGCAAUCUCCCGCUCGAUUUCCUCUGGGGAAGCUUCUUCGAGAAUGCUGACGUGGCGAAUUUCUCGAUAUACAUCCAUUCGGAGCCGGGGUUUGUGUUCGAUGAAUCGACGACGAGGUCGCAUUUCUUCUAUGGUCGCCAGUUGGGAGAUAGCAUUCAGGUGGCAUGGGGAGAGUCAAGUAUGAUCGAAGCAGAGAGAUUAUUGUUUGCUGCAGCACUUGAGGAUCCAGCAAAUCAAAGAUUUGUUCUCCUUUCCGAUAGUUGUGUUCCUUUGUACAACUUCAGCUACAUAUACAACUAUCUAAUGGCUUCUUCGAGGAGCUUUGUGGACAGCUUUCUUGAUGCAAAGGAGGGCCGGUACAACCCUGAAAUGUUUCCAGUUAUUCCGAAAGAGAGAUGGCGAAAAGGGUCACAGUGGAUCGCCUUAGUUCGUAGGCAUGCAGAGGUGGUUGUAGAUGAUGAGGUUGUUUAUCCAGCAUUCAAGAAAUUUUGCAAGCGAAGACCACCUGUAGAUGCCAGUAAAGGAGAGCUGAACUCUAAACUUCAGAAGCAGCACAACUGUAUUCCAGAUGAACAUUAUGUCCAGACGUUGCUUGCAUUGAAUGAGCUUGAAACUGAACUUGAACGAAGAACAGUAACGUAUACCUCAUGGAACCAGUCGGCUACAAAGAUGGAUACUAAAGGUUGGCAUCCUGUUACAUUUAAUUAUGCAAAUGCCAGUCCGCGACAAAUCCAGGGAAUAAAGAAAAUCAAUCACGUGUAUUAUGAGACAGAGUUUAGGACAGAGUGGUGCCGUGCAAAUUCGUCAUCUGUUCCCUGCUUUUUGUUUGCAAGGAAGUUCUCAAAAGGAGCGGCCAUGCGCCUUUUGAGUGAGGGGACGGUUGGUCGUUUUGAUGCUUCCUCAUUGUUAGAUUCGACUCCUUGAUCAGCUGCACUACUAGUUAUUUCCGAAGGCUCCUGGAGUCGCUAACAAGUAACAACUGACCAGCUUCAACCCAAUUUGGAGGGGAAGUGGAGCACCCUGCUAGAACUUAUGCAGAUAAGCCUAGAGGUAAUAGAGUCGGACAAUAGCAUUACAUUAUCCAACGCCAAACUCUUGUGACAGCGGCUAUAACUCGUGGAUUUCGAGAAAACGACACGAGAAUUACGAAAUAUGAGUUCACACACACACACACACACACCUUUCUUAUUGUUACCAGUUCAUUAUACUAGUUCUCAACCUUACGUCUCUUGGUUCCGCUAGGGAUCUCAAUUAUGUGCAAUUUUUUUCUCAGGGGUAGUACUUGUACCAACUUAGGCUGUCAUUGAAUUUUCUGAAAAGUACGAUCGACAAAAUUCUGA